CUGAAAAAGCAAUAUACGAUGAACAAAUUGGGACCCCGAUCCCACGCAUCCGUUCAGCACUUUUCCAAAUUCAAACUGGACUUCCAACCCCCGCUUUCCUUUCUUUUUUCUUUGCUUCUUCUCUCUUUUUUUUUGGCGUCUCUCUGAUCGUCGUUCGAACUAUCAUAUAUACAAAUAUCGUUCCUCUGCUUCCUAUGGAGUCAGAUCUGUCGCUGUCAGGUACAUCGUCUGCAAUAGACUCCGGAGUAGCUGAUCAGCGACCCUUCGCUCCUGCAUCACCCACCUAUUCUUCUUCUCCUCCUCCUUCUCACUAUCACUCUCAAUUUGAUACCGCAAGCUUGCACCAGGAAGCCGAUAUAAGCGACUCACCUACAUGGAACAACUCUUUACGAAAGCAAGCCUCCUCGUCUUUUCUUGCACCCACACCUAGUCGCCCGCUUUUUUCAACUUCACAACCAGACCUACUGGAAGAUACCGUGUCUGCCAUCGCACCUCUUCCUGCUUCAGCAUCCCCUUCGCAACGUACCUAUGGUGCUCCACUUGCCAGACCGACAUCUGCUUCUUCCGCUCCUGCUCGACCUUCACGCCAUCGUACAUCGGACGUCGACAUUACUGAAAACCAAAAAGACACCAUGCUUAAGCUAGAUCCGGAAGAGUUGAAGCGGUUCCGCAAGUGGAUAGUCGGUUUCUGUGUCGUCAACUUUGAUCUCGAGAUCGGACAAGCCAUGGAUUAUGUGUAUCCGCCUAUGGAAUUAACGGAAGCCGAGCAAAAAAACGUGUGCUUUUCGGCAUUUCCUGAUUCCAACGUAUUUGAAGUGGGAGAUCAGGUGUAUAACAUUCGCGUACGUGCCACGAGUUCCGAAUUUGCAGUAUCCGGACCUACGACGAACGCGGGGUUCCUCUACGGGUAUGUGUUUUUCAGACAAAAGAAAGAUCCAACGAUCCGGCGAGGAUAUUUUCAAAAAUCGCUGGUAUUACUGUCGCAACAUCCGUUUGUCGGAUUGUUCUCUCGCAUUGUGGCACUUUUGGGACCGGCCUUUUUCGAUACGGGUCAACCCAUGCUGGAAGCAGCAUGCAUGAAUAUAUGCAGUUGGGAUCCACCAGAGGAAGGCCAAAUGUUGGAUUUGCCGUUUCUUGGUCGGUUACUACAAGUGGAUUUACCGCAAUCGUUGCAACCUCAGCUUUUGGAAACCAGCCCAUUUGACAUGAAUCGCCACCAACCGGAUCUUCAGAUUAUGGCGUCGUUGCCGGUGGGUGCACUAUACCAUCACUUUAAAGAUAUUUUAAAGGAUUUGUGGUUAUUGUGGGAACUGGUGCUCCUUGGUGAACCUAUUGUCGUAAUGGCCCCGGAUCCUGGUGUGUGCAGCGAAGCCGUCAUUUGCCUAGUUGACUUGAUUGCUCCGAUACCCUAUUGUGGCGAUUACCGUCCUUAUUUCACCAUUCAAGACUCGGAUUUUAAAUCAUUUGUCACCAAAAACAAGCCUCCGUGCAACUUAAUACUGGGUGUCACAAAUCCUUUCUUUAAUACUGCCAUUGAGCACUGGCCGCAUAUUGUGCGCGUGGGACGGCAACAACUACGUAAACCAGAUGGCACUUUAAUCACUGCACAUAAUAACCAUAUGCAUUCUUCACGAAAGUCCAAAGCGGGCUUGGGGUCCAGAUCAAAUAUUAUUUUUGAUUUCGUCCAGGGUGUUACUUCAAAACGUAAAUCGGUAUUGAGCAAAGAUCGUGAAAUUUUGAGGAUGCUUACUGAAGCCGCGGUACGCGGACACCCUCCAGAUUGGCUGCUGAACAAUAUUCUCAGACGCCACUUUCUGGAUCUCACCGAGAAAUUUUUAGCUCCAUUGGAUCGUUACUUUAAUGAACUUAUUCCCAACAAAAGUAUUGUGCACAGUACCACUUACCCUCGCCGACUCAGACCCUUUCGCACCGACGAGUUCCUGAAAUCGCUCAAAGAACACGGUGCACCAUUACCCUUCAAAUCAACCUUUAAAACGCGCACUUCUACAGUGGAUCCCAUCAAAGAAUUUUACUCCCAAUUUCUGAAAUGUGGCAAUUUCGCCACUUGGCUGCAACAGCGGAUGACCGAAGCGGAGAAAACAAUCACACAUUGUGAUUAAACUCCCGCAAUGGCCCAAGAAGCCGCGCCAUUUUCUUUUCGGUUUUAUAUUGGCGACUGGUCACGGCUCUUUCGUUCCUCAAGGCAGCCUCCUGUUGGAAAAAAAAAAAAGGCCAGUGUUCCCGAUACCUUUAGUUGAGGGAAAGAAAAAACUGGCCAAGGAUCUGAUCAACUGGGGCUUCCGGUUUUUUUUUUUUCUUGGAUCCAUCCUAUAAGUUCCUUCGCAUGACAUUUUUUUUUUCCCUUCAGCCACCAAAUCUAGGUAAUUUUUUUUUCAUCUUCACAUCGUUUUGAACUAGAUUUCGGUUCCUUUUUGUUUUUCUUGUCAGCAUACCCCAUCUAAACUAAACUAAUAAUAAACUAUCAUAUUCACUGUUUGACUUGUCCUAUUUUUCGUUGUUUUCGAUUUUGUAUUCAGCGAAAAAAGUUUUUC
Radiomyces spectabilis is the source of this 2552-nucleotide messenger RNA. RefSeq lists its product as uncharacterized. The transcript has 13 exons. The record is from RefSeq and is a predicted model, not a curated record. NCBI's taxonomy places the organism in Eukaryota, Fungi, Mucoromycota, Mucoromycetes, Mucorales, Radiomycetaceae. Gene Ontology annotation, molecular function: guanyl-nucleotide exchange factor activity. Bases 195 to 2120 code for a protein of 641 amino acids. Gene Ontology annotation, cellular component: recycling endosome.